Molecule: messenger RNA, 1624 nt
Organism: Xenopus tropicalis (tropical clawed frog)
Lineage: Eukaryota; Metazoa; Chordata; Amphibia; Anura; Pipidae
Gene: akr1b1
Product: aldo-keto reductase family 1, member B1 (aldose reductase)
Cellular component (GO): cytoplasm
Molecular function (GO): oxidoreductase activity; aldose reductase (NADPH) activity
Source: RefSeq, marked provisional
GCUGUCAGUGUUAGAAGUCUCAGCUCUCAGCAGCGGCCGCAGGGAUGAAGGGCCCGACCCAUGUGCAGCUCUAUACCGGGGCCCAGAUGCCCAUUGUAGGUCUGGGAACAUGGAAGUCUGAGCCGGGGAAGGUGACGGCGGCGGUGGCCAAGGCUAUUGAGGUGGGCUACAGACACCUGGACUGCGCCUAUGUGUAUCAGAAUGAGAAUGAGGUGGGAGAGGGGAUCCAGCAGAAGAUUAAGGAGGGACUGGUGAAGAGAGAAGACCUGUUCGUCGUUAGCAAGCUGUGGAGCACCUUCCAUGACAAAUCCAUGGUGAAGGGGGCCUGCCAGAAAACCCUGUCCGACCUGAAACUGGAUUACCUGGACCUCUACCUGGUCCAUUGGCCGACAGGGUUCCAGGCUGGCGAUGCGCUCUUCCCACUCGACAACGAGGGCUGCGUAAUUCACAGUAAUACGCAUUUCCUGGAUACCUGGGAGGGGAUGGAGGAGUUGGUAGACGCCGGGCUAGUCAAGGCCAUCGGCAUCUCGAACUUCAACCGCGAGCAAAUCGAGCAGCUGCUGAAUAAACCAGGAUUGAAGCACAAGCCGGCGGUUCACCAGUUUGAAUGCCACCCCUACCUGACCCAGAAGAAACUGAUUGAUCUCUGCCAGUCCAAGGGGAUCGUGGUCACUGCCUACAGCCCCCUGGGCUCCCCAGACCGGCCCUGGGCCAAACCGGAAGAUCCGUCUCUGCUCGAGGAGCCCAAAAUCAAAGAAAUUGCUAAAAAGUACAACAAGACCUCGGCCCAGGUUCUGAUCCGGUUCCAUAUCCAGCGGAAUGUUGUCGUCAUCCCCAAAUCUGUCACCCCGGCGCGCAUUGAGGAGAACUUCCAGGUGUUUGACUUUGAGCUGUCUCCGGAAGACACGGAAGCCAUCUUUAGCUUCGAGCGCGGCUGGCGAGUGUGCGCGCUUUCCUCGGCCAAGAAGCACAAGGAUUACCCCUUCCACGCAGCGUAUUAGGCAACUCGCCGGCUGUUUCACCUCCUACUUUUCUCAUUGGUCGUGUUUUGUUACAAGGUUAUCGCUGGGGUGGACGGGGUUGAAGCUUCAUAUUCUUGGGCUGGGGGGCAAAUUCCAUGGCCUUGAUGUUAUUAAACUGCCGCUGCUCCACAGUUACCCACAUAAAGGAGUUGGUUACCUUUAAAUAAACCUUUAGAUGUUCAGAGACAGUUUGCAAUUGGUCUUCAUCUUUUAUAUUUUGCAGUUAUUCAUUUUAGUUUUUCUGUUUCUCCAGUAGCUACGUGGGUGCUAGGGGUCUGGAAUAUGAAUAGGAAAGAUAAGUAACAAAAACUAAGAAUACAUUUUUUUUUUUUAAAAAAAUGAAGACCAAUUGCAAAGUUGUAGGAGUGGGACAGUCUGUAACAUACUCAAAGGUAACGGAGGGGAACUACUUCUUAGAACCAGUUGAAAGUCACAUUGUGCCUUGUCCAGGUAGGAGAUAUAGCGGCACCUUUACAGCCCCAAUACUGAGGCCUAUGGAUCACUCCAUUCUGUACUGACUGUAACUGCCCCCUGCCCCGUGUACUGUAACUGCCCCGUAGGCAAAGCUGUGUUUGGUCUCUUAAAAAAAAAAAAUAAAAGCC